CCUUCGCUACUACGCGUGCAUGUCAUUUUGAUGUUGCUUAAUUUGCAUAGUCCGUAUAAAUGCGUUCGUUCCCCAGGUUAUAGAUUGCGUACAUGCAUGCAGUCCAAGGCGUACUUCGUCCAACAGGUCCACACAAAACAUUAUUACCGAGACAAUACGCAUUCAAAGCUGGCCCUCAUGAUGAGAACUACGCCAGAACUGUUGUCUUUCAGAUAAUGAUAUAAGGGUUCGUCGCUCUUCACACUUUUGCUCAAUUCACUCGGAUCGCUUCUGGCUUACAACAGCUCUCCGGGCUUUUGAAGGUACGAACGAACGACCAAUGGCCAUCACACAAUGUCUGAGCUCGAGCCACGUUACGUCAAGACAGGUUUAUGGACGAACGUAGGUCGAGGUCCUGUGAUGGGUAGGACAAUCACUGUCGACACGCAGACAGGCGCCAUAAUCGUUGCCGUGCUAGCUAUUUCUUCGACGCUUGGGAUAGCACACCUUUGGAGUCUUUGCGUUUUUUUGUAUCAUCAAACACGCGCUGAUGGCAGGCCAAGAGACGCCUUCUUUCGUCAACAACAGGCGAUCCUACGUACGUCACCUCCUCCAGCUACACUGUUGGCCGAUUUUGUAAAGCUUUGGUGGGGAUGGAAAUCUGAAGCUCAAUCUUCGUUCAAACGAAUACUGGUGCCUGCGGUACUGGCGCUGAUCUGCGCUUUUGGGUCCUUGGCCGUCUCAAUCUUCACUUCAUCUGUCAUUGAUGGGACGAAGGUCGAAGUUCUUGUUGAUAGCCCGCAUUGCGGACGAUUGAAUCGCACGACUGUCGGUAACACUCGCUACGUCAUUGAUGUGAAGAGUGUUUCGAGCAUUUUCGCACGCGAUUGCUUCCGAGAUGGAUCUCUACCCAGUCGAUGCGACAUUUAUAUCCGUCCGACGAUCUUGACAACCACAGAACGCAUCGGAUGUCCCUUUUCUGAAGGGAUGUGUCUAGAAAAGGACGGCACCGAGCUUGCAGUCGCAGUGGAUUCCGGUCGUCUCGAUUUGAACAACGCUUUUGGCCUCAAUUUCGCACAGCAUGACCGCGUCAAGUUUCGUAGGCGUACAACCUGUGCCGUGCUUCCAAUGGACGGACGCGUGUCCGAGAUCAAUGCGAGUGACUUUCCCCUAGAACUAGUUCCCAGGAUUCAAUGGUCCGAAAAUGAAAGGGCACAAUUACACCAUUGGGGUACUUUUCCUCCAUUCAGAGAGUGGAAAAACACCACUUUCUUCGUAAGUCUUUUGGAUGCAAACUUUACAGGUCGCUUCAAGAUUGCCACGCGUACAGCAUAUUCUCCGGAAGGAGCAUCAACUCCCAGCGACUUCUUCGUUGUUACGCCAGAGCUUGCACGUGAAGACGCCGACGUGGCAGUUGUAGCCAUUACGAAGAACAAGAUUCUCUACCACACACCAAUCAAUGACCCGAUCUUUGCAGCGCACAAGAAGGUCGUUAAGAAUUCAACUCGUGCAAACGGUGGCGCCAAAAGUCUGAUACGAUACUAUUCUGACAAUCCCACGUCCAUACUGGGAUGCAUGGCACAGUACGAAUACUGCGCCGCGACUUCGCAGAACCACUUUGCAUGUUCUGGGCUCAUGGGCAUUCCAUCCAACAUAACGAAGCUCUUUCCCAACGUCAGCCCCGUUCAACAAGCUACUCUCGAGCAAUUAUGGGAAGUCAGUAUGGCCUAUGAGAUUGGAAGUGUCAAUAGUCUUGACGCGGCGUCGCUGAUCAGCGGCGAUGAUGGCAUCCCGAGCCUCCCAGACACCCAAUGGAUCAAAGAAGUCCAAACGUGGGACAAGCAGAUCUGGGCGGCUUUCCAAACCGCAAUCACAGACCACGCCAUCGGCCCUUCAGUUCGCACGCCGGGGGUCGAACCGAUGCCUCUAUCAGGACCCGGACAGUCGCAGCUGUGCGGCUCCCAGAAGAUGCGUAAGAACGGCGGCUUCAUCAACGUCAACUUCUUCGGACUCGUCUUCAUCCUCUCCCUAUCGAGCUUCUUCAUCGUACUCGACAUCACGCUGCUGAAGUUUCUCAUAUACGCGUCGAGGUUCCGACGCGUGUUAGCUCCCCGCAUCGACCGCUGGAUCCAGGACGGCGUUCUGCAGCUCCAGCGUCGUGCGUACGAAUCCCGGGGCGAGGGACCGUGGACGAACCUAGAGAAGGAAAUCCCGCUGAUGGACGGAGGAUGCGAACUCCCAGAUCUGUCGACGGAUUCUCUUGGGGGCGAACACACACCCAAGACAGAUGACCAAGAGGCUGGUCAUGGAGAUUGAGGCAGGCGAGAUCCGCUGGUAUCAUUGGGUGUGGUGUUUGGUGUGUGGAAGGUUGGGUCGGGGGUGGUGGUGUUGAUAUAUACUUCAGAUAGAGAGAUCGCGGUGAAAUGCCAUGAAUUUCUGCCCAACGAGUAGGUAAUUAGCAG
This is a messenger RNA of Aaosphaeria arxii CBS 175.79, 2441 nucleotides long. RefSeq lists its product as uncharacterized. The coding region runs from base 334 to 2295 and encodes 653 amino acids. The record is from RefSeq and is a predicted model, not a curated record. The transcript is spliced from 4 exons. Lineage: Eukaryota; Fungi; Ascomycota; Dothideomycetes; Pleosporales.